Molecule: messenger RNA, 1163 nt
Organism: Ostreococcus tauri
Lineage: Eukaryota; Viridiplantae; Chlorophyta; Mamiellophyceae; Mamiellales; Bathycoccaceae
Product: unnamed product
Exons: 1
Source: RefSeq, a predicted model, not a curated record
GCGAGGCGGCGAAGACGCCGCGCGCGCUGGCGUUCGCGGCGCUCGUCGCGGUGGCGACGAAAGUCGCGGUCGAUCGGUGGUUCAUCGAACGCGCGCACGCGGACGCGGCGGUGGGCGAACGCGAGGCGGCGGACGAGGAUGGGCGGUUCGUGAACGUCGAAGGCGUCGACGUGCACUACAAGGCGACGCGGAAACGCGGCGGCGCACCGGCGACGCGAGUGAUCGAGUGCAUGCACGGAUUCGGGGCGAACGUGUCGUCGUGGACGACGAGUGGGACCAUGGAGCGGUUGAGCGAGGCGUUGGACGCGGACGUCGCGGCGCACGACUCGUGCGGGUUCGGUUUGACGGAGCGCACGCGGGACGUGAAGCGGUACACUCGGUCGAGCGAUGCGCGCGCGUGCGCGGCGGUGCUGAGAGAGGUGGGGGUGAGUGGAAAAUCGGUGACGCUCGUGGGACACAGCCUUGGCGGGGUGUCCGCCGCGCUCGCGAGCGCCGGCGAUGCGCGCGUCGAUCACGUCGUUUUGGUCGCACCAGCCAUCGUCGGCGGUAAAGUGACGCCGAUCGAUAAGAGAGGCGGUGCGAUGAUGCAGCUUCCUAUGUUUGCGCGCUUAGUGUUCGCGUGCGUCGCGGCGACGCUGAAGACAAUGUCGUGGACCCUUCUCGUCGCGACGAAGCCACUCCUGGUUGUUUUUCUGCGCUCCAUCGUGCGCUCGAAAGAGUUUUGGAGACGCGGUUUAUGCGCGGCGAUCGAUCCAUCCCGUGUGAGCACGAUGUCCGAAGGUUGGGUAGAUGGCUAUCGCUUACCCAAGGUUGUUCGCGACUGGGAGUCGGGAAUGUUUCGCGUCGUCCUCGCGUCGAUUGCCGCCGCAAACUCGCCUCGAGAGAUUUGGCGAGACGCCCUCGCGGCGGCGCGACGAACGACGGCGCCGACCACGCUCGAGGCCGAAGACGCUGUGAAUGCACUCGUCGAUAGUGGGGCGAAGAUUCUCAUCGUGCACGGCGAGAGCGAUAAGAUAGUCCCCGCGAGUAACUCUGUGGCGCUCGCAAAGACGCUCGGCGCCGAACUGAAACUCAUCCCUCGCUGCGGUCACAUGCCUCACGAGGAAUCGUGCGAGGAGUUCGUCGACGUCGUUCGUGAUUUCAUCGUUCGCACAUCUACCUAG